AUGGGAGUCAAGCAGAACCCCCCCGAAGCCACAGUCCUGCCCGUGCCGGGGGCGCCGGGCGAGAACCUGCGCCGGCUGCAGCUGCGGAAGGGGCUGCUGAAGGCCGAGGGGCAGCUGGCGGGCUGGGGCCUGGCCCUGGCGCUCGGGGGGAUCCUGCUCAUGGUGCUGCACACGGAGCUGGCCUGGUUCGGGGGCUGCAAGUGGUUUGCGUAUCUGUUCCUGGUGAAAUGCCUCCUCUCGCUCUCCACCGCCACCCUGCUGGCCGUCAUCCUCGCCUUCCACAUCAAGGAGAUCCAGCUCUUCAUGCUGGACAACUCGCUCCAGGACUGGCGCAUCGCGGUGAGCGGCCCCAAACUGGGCCUCAUCCUGCUGGAGCUGCUGGUCUGCGCCCUGCACCCCUUCCCCAUGGGGGGCUCCCCCUGCCUGGCCCCCGAGCUGGGCCCCCCGACGUCCUUCCUCCCGGGGGCCGAGACGCUGCUGUCGCUGCUGAUGUUCCUGCGGCUGUACCUGGUCCCGCGGGCCGCGCUGUUGCAGAGCCACGUGCUGGGGGACGCCUCGUACCGCACCAUCGGCUCCCUCAACCAGAUCCGCUUCCGGUACCCCUUCGUCCUGCGCCUGCUGGUCAACGGCCAGCCCGGCCGCGUGCUAGUGGUGCUCACCCUGGGGAUCUGGCUCACCGCCUCCUGGGUGCUGUCCGUCUGCGAGAGGGAGAACGGAGCAGGGCACCUGGAGGGGACGCUCUGGCUGAUCCCCAUCACCUUCCUCACCAUCGGCUACGGGGAUGUGGUGCCAGUGACGGUGUGCGGCCGGCUGGUCUGUCUGUGUACCGGCAUCAUGGGCGUUGGCUGCACGGCGCUGCUGGUGGCAGUGGCAGCCGACAAACUGGAGUUCAACCGGGCGGAGAAACAUGUUCACAACUUCAUGAUGGACAUACAGUGCACCAAAGAGAUGAGGAACUCGGCAGCGAACGUCCUACAGGCGGCUUGGCUCUUCCACAGACACAGCAAGGCCAGGGCCGGGCGCCGGGUCCGGACGCAUCACAGGCGCUUGCUGGCGGCCAUCCACAGGUUCCGGGAGGUCCGGAUUCGGCACCGGAAGCUCCGAGACCAGGUUAACGCCCUGGUGGACAUGUCGAAGGUGCAGACGAUUCUCUGCGACCUCAGCACUGGGCUCAGCACCUCCCAGCGGGGCCUGGAGAAGCGAAUCGACGUCCUGGACCAGAAGCUGGACGCGCUGACGCGGCUGGUGACGGCCACCCUGGAGGCCAAACAACCGCAGGAGCCGUGGCUGCUACAGCCCCAGGACAGCCAGACAGGCCGGUGA
Terrapene triunguis (Three-toed box turtle) is the source of this 1323-nucleotide messenger RNA. RefSeq names its product potassium calcium-activated channel subfamily N member 4 (gene KCNN4). Gene Ontology annotation, cellular component: plasma membrane; neuronal cell body; neuron projection. Lineage: Eukaryota; Metazoa; Chordata; Testudines; Emydidae. Gene Ontology annotation, molecular function: intermediate conductance calcium-activated potassium channel activity; calmodulin binding; small conductance calcium-activated potassium channel activity. The record is from RefSeq and is a predicted model, not a curated record. Gene Ontology annotation, biological process: potassium ion transmembrane transport. The transcript has 9 exons. The coding region runs from base 1 to 1323 and encodes 440 amino acids.